Molecule: messenger RNA, 984 nt
Organism: Aegilops tauschii subsp. strangulata
Lineage: Eukaryota; Viridiplantae; Streptophyta; Magnoliopsida; Poales; Poaceae
Product: protein P21-like
Source: RefSeq, a predicted model, not a curated record
GGAGCAUCCCCGGUCCUCCAUCAUUCACUACACAGGCAACACACAGCAACAACGACAACCAUGGCAUCUUCACUUAGCUUCAUCCUUGCUCUUCUCCUCGCAAUCGCUGCCACCGACGCUAUCACUGUCCACGUACUCAACAAGUGCCCCUACACGGUGUGGCCCGGCGCCGUCCCAGUCGGCGGUGGGAGCAGGCUCGACCCUGGUCAGGCGGCGGCCAUUCAAGUCCCCCCGGGCACGGCGGCUGGCAGGAUAUGGGGCCGCACCGGCUGCAACUUCGAUGCCAGCGGCCAUGGGUCGUGCGCCACAGGCGACUGCGGCGGCGUGCUAGCCUGCGCCGCCGGAGGGAAGCCACCCGCCACGCUCGCCGAGUACACGCUGGGUAAGGGCGGCAGCCCCGACUUCUAUGACAUCUCCCUCGUCGACGGAUUCAACGUGCCGAUGAGCUUUGGGCCUACCGGCGGCAGCUGCCACGCGAUCAGCUGCGCCGCGGACAUCAACGCAAAGUGCCCAUCCGAGCUGAAGAUGGACGGAGGCUGCUCGAGUGCCUGCCUCAAGUUCGGCACCCCCAAGUACUGCUGCACGCCGCCGCUUACGCCGUCGACCUGCGGGCCGACGGACUACUCGCGCUUCUUCAAGGGGCUCUGCCCGGACGCCUACAGCUACGCGUACGACGACAAGAGCAGCUCCUUCACCUGCCCCGUCGGAUCAGACUACCAAGUCACCUUCUGCCCAUAGAGGCGAUUGGGAUUCAAUUUACUUUAAUAUAUAAGUCUGUGUCUAUAAUGUAAUGGAAAUAAUGAUGACUAAUGAAUCCACAAAAUUUCUAUUGAAAAAACAUGAUGGAGAAAAAAUGUUUGACAACUUUUUUCAAUUUUGAGGAUAAAAUAGUCAACUUCUUUGUUUUGAGGACGAACAUACUACCCCUUUGAUCCAUAUUGAUUGUCGCCUAUGUAGUAUAAUUUUAUAAUAAAUCAGCGACAA